AGAUCGACAAACAUUGUAAUACAUAUUGUUCGACAUUAAUAAUAUUACAUUUAAUAUUACAUAAUAUCACAUUUAUCAGAAUUGUGUGUCAUGUAUAUUCUGUGUCACGUUGCUUUGAGAAACUAAAAUUCGCUAGAACAGAUCAUAAUAUCAUUGCUAUGUCAAGUGAUAACGUAUCGAUAUAUCAGAUAACCAUGGUAAAGGCAUAUAAUGGUGCGUUAGUUCUGGCGGAUGUCUUGCUGCUUAUUUUAAAGAUCUUAUAUUACAUCUGCGAGAGCGUGUACAAAUUUUUUGUUCCAACAGAAGAAAAGAGUGUAGCCGGUGAGAUCGUUCUAGUAACAGGCACAGGUCAUGGUAUCGGAAAGGAGUUGGCUUUCCGUUACGCAUCACUUGGCGCAACCGUGAUAUGUUGGGAUUUGAAUCAGCAAACAAAUGAGGAAACGUUAAACGAGAUAAAAAAAACGGGCAGUAAUUCAGUUUAUGCAUAUCAAUGCGACGUAUCGAAGAGGGAACAGGUCCUUAGCGUAGCCGAGAGAGUCAAAAAGGAAGUCGGUGACGUUACUAUCCUGAUUAACAAUGCUGGUAUAAUGCCCUGCCACGCUUUCCUUGAUCACACGACCGACGAAAUUAGACGGAUCUUCGACAUUAAUGUGCUGGCCCACAUCUGGAUGUUGCAAGCGUUUCUACCAAGCAUGAUCGAAAAAAAUCAUGGCCACAUUGUUGCACUCUCGUCAUUGGCAGGACUUGGUGGCUUACCGAAUUUAGUUCCUUAUUGCGCUUCAAAAUUCGCAGUAAGAGGUCUAAUGGAAUCGAUGAGCGAGGAAUUACGAAUAUCUAGCAAAGGGAAAUCUUUAAUCAAAUUCACAACCAUUUAUCCGUACAUGGUAGACACCGGACUUUGCAAGAAACCAAAACUAAAGUUUCCGAAUGCCAUGCCGUUGGUUUCACCGGGGCAAACAGCUUCAGAAAUAAUCCAUGCGCAGAGAUGCGACUAUCGAGAGAGAUCUGUGCCUUCACUGUGGCUGUCAUUGAGCAAAGUCCUAAGAAUGUAUCCCGACAAUGCUUUACACAGCAUAAUGGACUUCAUAGACAGCGGCGUCGAGGUGUUCACCAUGAUUAUCUUAUACGAGAUUAUAUAUAUUUUGACAAAAAUAUUACAACUUCUUCUGCAAAUUCUUUACUACAUCUGUGAGAGCAUAUGUCACAAAUUAUUUGGAUUACAGGAAAAAAGUGUGGUUGGUGAAAUUGUUUUGAUAACAGGUGCUGGUCACGGUAUAGGCAGAGAGUUGGCGAUUCAAUACGCACAUUUAGGUGCGGCAGUUGUGUGUUUAGAUGUAAAUCAACAAUUAAAUGAGAAGGUAGCAAAUGAAAUCAAGGAAAUUGAAAAAAGUCCGGUUUAUGCGUACCAAUGUGAUGUAUCUAAAAGAGAACAAGUUUUCAAGAUAGCUAAAUUAAUAAAACAAGAAAUCGGUGACGUAACUAUUUUAAUUAAUAAUGCUGGUAUAAUGCCAUGUCACACAUUCCUGAAUUAUACAAGCGAUCAGAUCAGACGAGUCUUUGAUAUCAAUAUACUAGCACAUAUUUGGAUGUUAGAAGCAUUUCUACCAAGCAUGAUUGAAAAAAAUCAUGGUCAUAUUGUUGCACUCUCGUCAUUAGCAGGACUUGUAGGGAUUCCUUAUUUAGUGCCUUAUAGCGCUACAAAAUUUGCAGUCAGAGGUCUUAUGGAAACGCUUAAGAACGAAUUACGAAUAUCUAGCCAGGGAAAAUCUUUAAUCCAAUUCUCUACCAUUUAUCCUUACAUGUCAGAUACGGGACUUUGCAAAAAUCCAAAAAUAAAUAAAUCGCUUUCGAACUUUAUGCCAUUAAAUAUGCCAAAAUAUGUAGCUGCACAAAUAAUUAGUGCUCAACGGCGAAACAUAAACAAUUUUUCUGUACCUUCAUUUUGGUCAUUAAGCAUUGCAUUCAUUAGAUUGUUACCUGAAAAGGCACAAGACAGAAUAAGAGAUUUUUUAGACACUGGUGUAGAACCAGAAAGUUAAUUAAUAUGAAAAUGGUAUAAUUGUAAAUCAUCAAAUUUUUAAAGAUUUAUGAAAAAGAAAAAAAAAGAAACCAUAUGUGAUACAAUUAUAUCAAUUUUUCGUAUAUUAUUAUAUGUUAUUAUAUUGUAUUUCAUUAUAUUGUAUUUUCUAUUUUAUUAUAUAUUGUAUUUAUCCUA
Molecule: messenger RNA, 2215 nt
Organism: Cataglyphis hispanica
Lineage: Eukaryota; Metazoa; Arthropoda; Insecta; Hymenoptera; Formicidae
Exons: 15
Coding region: 159-2039 (626 amino acids)
Cellular component (GO): lipid droplet
Molecular function (GO): oxidoreductase activity, acting on the CH-OH group of donors, NAD or NADP as acceptor
Source: RefSeq, a predicted model, not a curated record